AUGGAAGUCAAAGAGACAAAAGCAGAACAAACCAAGGAGAAAGAUGUCGCGUUCGGCGAGACUCGCGAUAUCGCAGGGACUCACGAUAUUGGAGUCAAUCUGUUUCUGGAGGCAGAGCAAUUGACGGCCGAAGAACUGGAGACUGAGGGGGCCCAGGUGCUGAAGAUCCUCGAUUGGAGGAUUAUGCCAAUACUCUACUUAACCUAUGUUAUUCAAUUCCUCGACAAAUUAUCACUCAAUUAUGCAUCUGCAUAUUCCCUAAUCCCAGAUCUCGGCCUCGAAGGCCAACGAUAUUCAUGGGUUGCUGCCAUUUUCAAUUUCGGCUACCUCUUCUGGGCCUUGCCAGCCAACCUUCUGAUCCAGCGAUUGCCGGUCGCAAAGUAUAUGGGAUGCAUGCUUCUUAUAUGGAGUGUCCUCGUCACUGCCCAUGUUGGAGCAAAGAACUACCCAGGAAUGCUGGUCUUGCGAUUCCUACUGGGCAUGGCUGAAGCCGGAGUCAGCCCAUGCAUGAUGAACAUCACCUCCAUGUUCUACAAGCGCUCAGAACAACCAUUCCGCAUGGCAAUCUGGCUCAGCGCAAACGGCAUGGCCACAAUGGUCGGAGCCCUACUAGGCUUCGGCCUCGGCCACUCCCACAACACCGCACUACACAGCUGGCAACUAAUCUUCCUAACAAUCGGCCUCAUGAACUUCGCCGGCGGCUGCCUAUUCCUCUGGCUAAUGCCGGACUCACCCAGCUCCGCCCGCUUCCUAACCCACCGCCAGCGCGUGGUAGCCGUGCAGCGCGUCGCCUCAAACAUGAUCGGCGUAAAGACGCCAGACAUCAAGCCCCGACAGGCCCUGGAGGUCCUCUACGACUUCCGCGUCCUCUCCUACGCCGCGGUCGGCAUCGCCUGCGGCGUCAUCAACGGCGGCUCAUCAAAUUUCGCAUCCGCCUUAAUCAAAGGCUUUGGCUUCAACGGCAUCUACACUACACUCCUGCAACUUCCCACCGGCGCGAUCGAAGCCGUGAUCGUCCCCAUCUGCGGCCUUAUUGCUACGUACGUUAAGGACUCGCGCUGUAUCGUCCUCGCAGUCGUCUGUCUCAUUCCCUUCGGCGGUUUGCUCGGUAUCCGUUUCACAAGUCUCGACCACCCCUGGACGCUGGUCGGAUGUACCUGGCUACAGUACCUCGUCGGUGCCCCGGUUAUUAUCUCGUGGAAUCUGCUCGCUACCAAUGUUGCCGGACACACGAAACGGGCUGUUGCUAAUGGGCUUUGGUUCACUAUGUAUGCGGCUGGGAAUGUCGCUGGGGCGAAUAUCUUCUUUGCGAGGGAGUCUCCGCGCUAUUUCUCCGGUCUGCUGGGCUUGUUGAUUUGCUAUGCUGGUAUCAUCGUUCUAGCUGGUGGGGCUUAUGUGUCCAUGAGGUGGGAGAAUGCUCGGAGGGAUGCUACGAUGGCUGUGGGGGAUCAUGCUGAACAUGUAUCCAACCAGGCUAUCUUGGAUGGGUUUAAGGAUAUCACGGAUAUGGAGUCUAAGCACUUUAGGUAUGCGCUUUGA
Molecule: messenger RNA, 1539 nt
Organism: Penicillium bovifimosum
Lineage: Eukaryota; Fungi; Ascomycota; Eurotiomycetes; Eurotiales; Aspergillaceae
Product: putative MFS allantoate transporter
Exons: 4
Coding region: 1-1539 (512 amino acids)
Biological process (GO): transmembrane transport
Cellular component (GO): membrane
Molecular function (GO): transmembrane transporter activity
Source: RefSeq, a predicted model, not a curated record